CGGGACCGGCCGCGCUCCUCCCGCCGCGCUGGCACCGCCGCUGCUGGCCAGGUGGAGAUCGCCGCGGGAGCCGGGACACCUGUACCAUGCGAGGAUGUGCCCGCGCCCUCGCUGACUUGCCCGCCCCCGCUGCCCGUCCCGCCCGGCACCAUGGGAGGAUGCUUCUCCAAGCCCAAACCAGUUGAAGUGAAAAUUGAAGUUGUGAUACCUGAGAAGGAGAGAAGCAAGGAGGAGAUGUCACCCAAUGGGAAAGCCAGCCCUCUGAUCUACAAAGUCAAUGGGACUGCCCGGCACUACCACCUUGAGGAGCAUCCAAUUGCCAGCAACCCCUACCACAACCCAAAGGAUGUGGUAGAAGCAUCUGUGUGCCACGUAAAGGACCUGGAGAAUGGACAGAUGCGGGAAGUGGACCUGGGCUGCGGGAAGGCUCUGCUCAUCAAGGAGAGUGGGGAGUUCCACGCCGUGGGACACAAGUGUCCCCACUAUGGGGCUCCGCUGGUCAAAGGGGUUUUGUCCAAAGGAAGAGUUCGCUGUCCCUGGCAUGGAGCUUGCUUCAAUAUCAGCACAGGCGACAUUGAGGACUUUCCCGGCUUGGAUAGUUUACCCAGGUUCCAGGUGAAGAUUGAGAAGGAGAAGGUAUACAUCCGAGCAAGCAAGCAGGCUCUUCAGACACAGAGGAGGACAAAGAUGAUGGCAAAGUGCAUCUCCUUGAGCAACUACAACCUGAGCAGCACCAAUGUGCUGAUCAUUGGUGCAGGGGCAGCUGGGCUGGUCUGUGCAGAGACCUUGCGCCAGGAGGGUUUCUCUGACCGGAUUGUGAUGUGCACCAUGGACAGACACUUGCCCUAUGACAGACCAAAGCUCAGUAAGUCAAUGGAUUCCCACCCUGAGCAGAUCGCCCUACGCCCCAAGGAGUUCUUCUGCACCUAUGACAUUGAAGUCCUGACUGAAAUGCAGGUGGCGGCUGUGGAUGUCAAGAGCAAGAUAGCUGUGUUCAAGGAUGGGUUUAAGAUGGAGUACAACAAGCUGCUGAUAGCAACGGGAAACACGCCCAAAACUCUCAGCUGCAAAGGUAAGGAGAUGGAAAACGUUUUCAACAUCCGGACGCCUGAAGAUGCCAAUCGUGUGGUGAAGCUGGCCACGAGCAAGAAUGUUGUGAUCGUGGGAGCAUCUUUCCUGGGGAUGGAGGUGGCUGCCUACCUCGCAGAGAGGGCCCACUCGGUGUCCCUGGUGGAGCUGGAGCAUGUCCCCUUCAAGAAGUUCUUUGGGGAGAGGGUUGGCCGUGCUGUCAUGAAGAUGUUUGAGAACAACAGGGUGAAGUUCUACAUGCAGACAGAGGUGUCAGAGCUGCGGGAGCAGGAGGGGAAGCUGAAGGAGGUUGUGCUGAAGAGUGGGAAGGUCCUGCGUGCUGACGUCUGUGUCGUGGGUGUUGGUGCUGUCCCAGCGACAGGCUUCCUCAAGCAGAGUGGCAUCAACAUCGACUCCAAGGGCUUCAUUGUGGUCAACAAGAUGAUGCAGACCAACAUCCCAGGGGUCUUUGCUGCUGGAGAUGCUGUCACAUUUCCAUUGGCCUUGAGGAAUAACAAGAAGGUGAAUGUCCCCCACUGGCAGAUGGCCCACAUGCAUGGCCGCAUCGCCGCGCUGAACAUGCUGGCCCACGGCACAGAGAUCAGCACUGUCCCGUACCUGUGGACAGCCAUGUUCGGGAAGAGCAUCCGAUACGCGGGCCAUGGGGAAGGAUUCGAUGAUGUUGUCAUUCAGGGAGAUCUAGAUGAACUGAAGUUUGUGGCAUUUUAUACCAAGAGUGACGAGGUGGUGGCUGUGGCCAGCAUGAACUACGACCCAAUCGUGUCCAAGGUGGCCGAGGUCCUGGCUGCUGGCAGGACCAUCCGGAAGCGUGAUGUAGAAACUGGAGACAUGUCGUGGCUAACAGGGAAGGGCACCUAAAGCCACGGAUGGCUGAGCUCUCCUGAUGCUGCACUCACCGUGGGGAGAUGGGACAGCAGCUCUGUGGCCUGGUGGGAACCCCAUGGCUCAGCCAUUUCCCUUUGAGACCUUGAUGAA
Molecule: messenger RNA, 2064 nt
Organism: Camarhynchus parvulus
Lineage: Eukaryota; Metazoa; Chordata; Aves; Passeriformes; Thraupidae
Gene: AIFM3
Product: apoptosis inducing factor mitochondria associated 3
Exons: 20
Coding region: 151-1947 (598 amino acids)
Biological process (GO): execution phase of apoptosis
Cellular component (GO): mitochondrion; cytoplasm
Molecular function (GO): oxidoreductase activity, acting on NAD(P)H; 2 iron, 2 sulfur cluster binding; flavin adenine dinucleotide binding
Source: RefSeq, a predicted model, not a curated record